Molecule: messenger RNA, 2261 nt
Organism: Dryobates pubescens (Downy woodpecker)
Lineage: Eukaryota; Metazoa; Chordata; Aves; Piciformes; Picidae
Gene: CA7
Product: carbonic anhydrase 7
Exons: 7
Coding region: 385-1179 (264 amino acids)
Biological process (GO): regulation of intracellular pH
Cellular component (GO): cytoplasm
Molecular function (GO): carbonate dehydratase activity; zinc ion binding
Source: RefSeq, a predicted model, not a curated record
CUACUGCAACCUGCACAAGACUGUGCCCUGCUGCUCUUCCUCCCUUUGGGAUGUAGAAAGGGAAAAUGCCUCCUCUUCCUCAAUUUGAACCCCAUGCCACCUGGACAGUCUUGGCUCCUCUCUAAAUCCUGAGACUGAAGUUAUCUCUGUUCUACAUUUGCUUCUCCUGUGCUGAGUUAGUGAAUAAAGGAAGGAGCAGGAGCAAGAAGCCGACAGCAGCAAAGCUGUGAGCAGGAGGAAGGCUCUCCCUGUCCUGCGGGAAUUGCUGUGGCUGCUCUGUAUCUUUAAGGGGCUGACCCUAUCCCACGCUGAGCCGUUAUAAAGGCAGGUAAGCAGCAGAGCCCUGUCGGAGCUGAGAGCAAGGCAGGGUGCAGCUCUCCUCUCAUGACUGGCUACCACAGUUGGGGAUAUGGGCAGGAUGACGGACCUUCAGAGUGGCACAAAACCUAUCCUAUUGCCCAAGGGAACCGCCAGUCACCCAUUGAUAUAGUUUCUGCAAGAGCAGUGUACGACCCUAGUCUGAAGCCACUUGUCAUCUCCUAUGAAUCGUGUACAUCACUCAGCAUCUCCAACAAUGGCCAUUCAGUUAUGGUUGAGUUUGAAGAUACUGAUGACAAGACAGCCAUCAGUGGUGGUCCCUUUGAGAAUCCCUUUCGGCUGAAGCAGUUCCACUUUCACUGGGGGACAAAGCACAGCCAGGGUUCGGAGCACACAGUGGAUGGCAAACCCUUUCCUUGUGAGCUCCACUUAGUUCACUGGAAUGCCAGGAAAUAUGCAACAUUUGGAGAAGCAGCAGCAGCUCCAGAUGGCUUGGCAGUAGUUGGUGUUUUCUUGGAGAUUGGGAAAGAACAUGCCAAUAUGAACAGACUGACUGAUGCUUUGUACAUGGUAAAAUUCAAAGGGACAAAAGCACAAUUUAGAAGCUUCAACCCCAAAUGUCUCCUGCCUUUGAAUCUAGAUUAUUGGACAUACCUUGGCUCUUUGACAACGCCACCCCUUAAUGAGAGUGUGACAUGGGUAGUACUGAAAGAACCCAUCAGAAUUUCUGAGAAACAGCUGGAGAAAUUCCGCAUGCUCCUCUUCACCACUGAGGAAGACCAAAGGAUCCACAUGGUGAAUAAUUUUCGUCCUCCUCAGCCUCUUAAAGGGAGAGUGGUUCGAGCUUCCUUCAAGGCCUGAAGAAAGCUGAGAGUGGCCCUGAGCUUCCACAUCUGAGACACUCGAAAUAGAAAGUCUGGUCUUCAGAUCACUCACGGAACACACAAGAUAGCCAUUCCAUGAGUGCUCUACUUGGAGGGGGACAAUCUGCUGAUUUAUUUGAAUUGCUCAUUCUUUGGAGAAAUGUGGAUCUUUUUAACUGAACUUUUUAACAUAAGGGAGAGUUGAGUAAACCAGAGUAUUCUCCAAGACCUGAUACUCUGAAAAUUGAGAUAAAAUUAAAAUCCCACUUAAUAUAAAAUGGGAAAUUAUGUAAUGAUCUACUAGUACUGAUGGCCACAGCUUCCAAUUGUCUUAUUUAACUCAGGAUGAAACAGUAGCCAAGAAAUUUGGACAAAUUGGACUCUUCCUUGCUGACUGUUGUGGUUUAAACCAUGCCAUGUUGUUGCUCUCUUGCUCUCCCUCACCCUGUGAAGUUGAGAGAGAGAACAGGAAGGUCUGAGGUAAGGAGACUCAUAGGUUGAGAUAAAAACAAUUUAGUAAUUGAAAUAAAAUGUAAUUAUAAUUAAUAGUAAUAAUGGAAUAUACAAAUGAGUGCUGCACAAAGCAAUUGCUCAGCGCCUGACUGAGGCCUAGCCUAUUCCUGGUUAACGGUCCCAGAGGAGAAAAAGCCAGAAAUGAGAAUCCUGGAGCAGAUACCCAGCUUUCCAGCCAACCCUCAGCUGUGUACUGGCAUGAUGUUGUAUGGUAUAGAAUAUUCUACUGGGGAAUUGGGCUGUUGCUCUGGUCACGCUCCCUCCCAGCUCCUUGUGCAACUGCACUCUAGCAAGACAUAGGAAGUUGAGAAGUCCCUGAUCUGUUAGCAACAACUAAAAGCCAUCAGUGUAUUAUCACCAUUCUUCCCAUACCACAUCCCACACUGAGCCCAAAACACAGUGCUAUUCUAGCUGCUAAGAAGAAAAAAUUAGCUCAAUCCCAGCUGAAAGCAGGACACUGAUCUUUUGUUAGCAUUUGCUGAGCCUUGUUUGACGCAGAGAUUGCUUACACUGGAUCCUUGCUGUCAAUGCACAAAGUGCACAAACAGCACCAGAAAAAGUUUUUGC